GUACCGCCGGAGCGCGUGUGGGGAGUGCGGCGAGGGUCCGUCGGCAGAGACGCACGGAAUCUCUCGGCCCGGGAUGAGUAUGUGAGCCUGCUGGUGACGAGUUGACGAUAGACGAGAGACGGACUGACGGAGAGAGAGGUGGUGUUGGCGGGAGAGAUGGCCGGAGGGGGCCGGCUGGAGGCCAUCCUCGCACUCUGUCUUCUCGGACUGGCAAACGGUGACGGCGCCGCACCUCGUAUCACCGAGCAGCCCAACAGUGAGCUGGUGGUGCGCGGUCAGCCGGUGACCUUACACUGCAAAGCCGAGGGCGAGCCCACCCCGAUCGUCAGCUGGUUCAAAGAUGGCCGCCCGCUGGUACCCGGCGAGGGACCCGAGAGGUUCUUCCUGCACGGCAACACGCUCUACUUUGUGGAGGUGCGCAAAGAGGAUGAUGCUGGAGUCUACUGGUGUGUGGCGGCCAACCGGCACGGCGAAGCGCGCAGCCGAAACGCCACGCUGCAGAUAGCAGCGCUGCGGGAGGAGUUUCGCGUGUCGCCGCAGGACGUGCAGGUAGCGCAGACAGAGACGGCGCGCCUGCGCUGUGACCCGCCGCGGGGUCAUCCGCCGCCAGAGGUCACCUGGCUUCGCAACGGAGAGCCGCUUGACGUGACCGGGUCACGGCGGCUCCGUGUCGACGGCACUGACCUGGUGGUGACGGAUGCGCGGCACCAUGACGAGGGCGCCUACACGUGUGUGGCGCGGAACAGAGCAGGGGAGCGACGCAGCCGGCCGGCCCGGCUCACUGUGCAUGUGAAGCCGUUCUUUCUGCGUCCGCCGGAGGACAUCACUACCGCCGUCUCCCAGCGUGCCGAGCUCACCUGCCAGGUGUCUGGCGACCCCCAGCCGCAGAUCGUCUGGAAACGGGUGGGCGCCGAGCUACCCGUCGGCCGCGUCCUAGUCACCGACGAGAAGAGCCUGCGUAUCGACGACAUACGACUGGGGGACGAAGGAGAGUACUUCUGCCGCGCGGAGAACGCCGUCGGGAGUGUCACAGGAUCUGCGAGACUCUCCGUUACAGCGCCGCCGAAGAUUACCACCCGGGCGACGAUCGCCGAGUCGGACAUCUCAGAGCCGGUGGCGCUCGACUGCCGCGCCGAGGGCCGGCCCACGCCGAUCGUCUACUGGCUGAAGGAGGGCCGUCCCGAGCCGCUGGCUCCCGGCGGACGGCACACGCUCGGCACCAACGGCUCCCUGGUGCUGUCCCGACCGCGGCCCGGCGACCAGGGCUACUACGUGUGCGGCGCCGUCAGCACGGCCGGCUCCGACCUGCUGCGGAUGGAGCUGCUGCUGCGCUCGCAGCCGGUGGCGCAGCUGCCGGCGCCGCAGCAGCAGGCGCGCCAGCUGCUCGACCGGCGCCCGGUGGCCCUGCUGACCGCUCGCGCCGAGUCGCCCUCCGGCGCGCUGCUCGUCUGGAGCUCGGAGCCGGGCCUGUCGCCGGUGGAUGGGUUCUAUGUGCGGUACCGACCGGUGACGGGAGGUCCGUUCGCGACGGUCACCGUGCCCGACCCGGCGGCCACCAGCCACCACCUGUCGGCGCUGCGCAGCCACACGGAGUACCAGGCGAUCGUGUCACCGUACUACCGAGGAGUCGAGGGCCGGGCCGCGCCGCUGGUCACCUUCACCACCCUGCAGGACGCUCCGUCGGCGCCGCCGCAAAGUCUGAAGGCGCGCGUCGUAAACGACACGAGCGUGCUGCUCCACUGGCAGCCGCCUCCCAAAGAGCACCGCAACGGCCUCCUCACCGGCUUCGUGCUGCGCCUGCUGUCCAACGCCACCCAGCUGCGGCGCAACUUCACGCUGAACGCCACCACGCUGGACCUGCGGCUGACCUACCUGGAGCCGCACACCGACUACUGGGUGCAGGUGGCGGCCGUGACCGCGCCCGGCACCGGCCCCGACACGGAGCCUCUGGCGUUCACCACCGGCGGGCCGCCGCCGCCCGCCGCCGGCGACAGCGGCCGCGUGCUCGACCAGGCCUGGUUCAUCGCUCUCCUCGGCUUCCUGGUGUUCGUGGUGGCGGCGCUGGUGAUUGGGUUGGUGUACGUGAAGCGACAGCAGACGCUGAAGCAGGGCCUGUCGCCGCCGCGAGGCAAACAGAGCCAGGAGGCUAUGUGGGUGGACCGCAACUGGCGGCCGGCAGACUCUGAUAAGGACUCGAGCCUCUCGGAGCAGAAGCUGCUCGGGUACCAGCAGCACCACGUGGGCGGCGGCCCGCCCGGUCAGACGGCCGCCCUCUGCGCCGAGUACGCCGAGCUCGACCAGCUGCGCGACAACGGUCCGUACGCGUCCGCCUGCGUGAUCCGCCAGAACCCGCUCAAUCGGAUGUACAGCCUGCCGGGCGGGUACGCGGGCGCGCAGAGCCUGCCCGGCGGCAGCGGCAGCAGCGCCAGCGGCAGCAGCGGCAGCAGGGGCUUCCCGACGCUGCCGGCCGGCGCGGGGGGCGGCGUGCCGCACCAGCCGUGCCAGCCGCGCCUGCUGGACGUCAUACCGCCGCCGCCGUCACACCCGCCGCCAGACGAGCGGGCCACCUACCACCGGGCGGGCGCGGCGCGCGGCGGCUACCAGUACCGCGACCCGUGCGUCGAGUACCGCUGCUCCGAGGGCGAGUCCUCGUAUGACGAGCGACCGCCGCCGGGCGUCGUGCCGUGCGCGCGCCGUGCAGCGCCGCCCGUCGAGACCGAUGACUCGGACUAUUACGGCAUCCCGGCCGGCGGCGGCUACCACGGCUACGGGCUGCGCUCGGCCGCGCCGGUCGCCUACCCUCACAUAUCCAGUGCUCAGCCAGCCGGCGGCGUUGUGGAAAAGCUGGCCUAGUCGUUACCGCCGCGCCGAUGGACGUUAUAUGGACGUUAUUUGGACGUGAUCGUCGUACGAUGGACGCGCGGGCGUUCUUCGUGUCGGCCGAGCGUGCGCGCGAGUCGCCGUUGUGUAUUUAUUGCGCCGCCUGCUUGUAGGGUCUCCGCGUGCGCGGCAUCAGUAACCGCUUGGUGUCAUUCCCGUGCCAUCUGCACGUGCGGCGGCCCGUGGCGACCGUCGCACGUGCCGCAAUAACCCGUGCGCCACCGCGGCCGCUGCCCUGCAGAGCCGCGAGCGCGCGCCCUCGUGCUCCGAUCGGCCCGUUUGUAUUUUGUUAAAGCUGUGAUAUGUACAAAGUAGGCAAGAAACCUGAUCAAACAGGAAUAGAGACACGAUUAUA
Molecule: messenger RNA, 3235 nt
Organism: Amphibalanus amphitrite
Lineage: Eukaryota; Metazoa; Arthropoda; Thecostraca; Balanomorpha; Balanidae
Product: roundabout homolog 2-like
Exons: 6
Coding region: 157-2853 (898 amino acids)
Biological process (GO): axon guidance; homophilic cell-cell adhesion; dendrite self-avoidance
Cellular component (GO): axon; plasma membrane
Molecular function (GO): cell-cell adhesion mediator activity
Source: RefSeq, a predicted model, not a curated record